Molecule: messenger RNA, 2254 nt
Organism: Myxocyprinus asiaticus (Chinese sucker)
Lineage: Eukaryota; Metazoa; Chordata; Actinopteri; Cypriniformes; Catostomidae
Exons: 6
Coding region: 39-1031 (330 amino acids)
Biological process (GO): proteolysis
Molecular function (GO): serine-type endopeptidase activity
Source: RefSeq, a predicted model, not a curated record
GAGUAGACAUCUUUCAUUCAAAGUAUCUCAGUUCAGUCAUGGGGUUGUCAGUGAUCUUGCUCAGCAUUGUAACCAUGAUAGUGUGUAUGGAGGGUUCAAAAGCACAGACAUCAAAUGGUUGUGGGGUAGCUCCUCUAAACACACGUGUUGUGGGUGGUACAAAUGCCCCAGCAGGUAACUGGCCCUGGCAGGUCAGUAUACACUACAACAGCAGACACAUCUGUGGCGGAACUCUGAUCAACAGCCAAUGGGUGAUGACAGCUGCUCACUGCAUCGUUUCUACUGACACCAGCAGGUGGACCUUGUACUUGGGAAGAGAAACUCAGACCACAUCUGCUGCCAACCCAAAUACACAGGAAGUGAGAGUUGGUGUUCAGUCCAUCACUGUCCAUCCGAAGUACAACAACUCAUUAUACAAUAAUGACAUCUCCCUGAUGAAACUGAAUCAACUUGUGACCUUUACUAACUACAUUCGUCCGGUCUGCCUGGCAUCUAAUGGGAGUGUCUUUCACAGUGCUACAACCUGCUGGGCUUCAGGCUGGGGAAAUAUUGGCAAAGACCAGGCUUUGCCGGCCCCUCAGGCUCUUCAGGAAGUGGAAAUCCCAGUUGUGGGCAACAGACAAUGUACCUGCCAAUACAAGGCAAUAGAAAAUGUUAUAAUUACAUCGCAGAUGAUAUGUGCAGGUAGAGUCGGUAAAGGAAUCUGCCAGGGAGAUUCUGGAGGUCCAUUACAGUGCAAACAGGGUUCUGUGUGGAUCCAGGCAGGGAUCACGAGUUUUGGAAUACCUUGUGCCAAGGAAGGUUUCCCAGAGGUCUAUUCACGUGUCUCUGAAUUCCACAACUGGGUCACAGAGAAUGUGGAGGGAUCCAGCAUUGGAUUCAUAACCUAUUCAUCCAGUGGCACAGACACGGACAGCAGCUUUACAUGCACCGCAGCUAGCUCAAAAGCUCCCACACUCAAAUUCUCACAGUACUCUAAUUUUAUCGUUUUCUUCACAACACUCAUCUUCCUCAUUUCACAUGCAUAUUAACAUUAAACUGACGCUGCUGUGAGUUAACAUGGGUGAUGGGAAAAGGGAUGUGUCACAGUGACAAUGCACAGUAAAAUUCUGAAGAACUGGAAGCAGCCAGUAAUAAAAUGAUUUAAGAAAAAAGAAAAACUAUUUAUUUUAAAAUUGAGUGGAUCCACUCAGUGUAAGGUUUAGGUGGUUAGCUUCAGCAGUUAGCCCCUGCUGGUAGAUGUUGUAACUACACCAUUAUGCAGCCAAAAAACAUCUUUCUCCUUUGCCAUUCAAAAGAAGGUGAGUAUUCUAAAUAUUAAUUUUUCUGCAAGUAACAUAAAAAAAAAAAAAAAAAAAAAAAACAUGCAUCACACCGUAAUUUUGACUUAAACUCGUUAGUAGGAGCGUCCCAGGAACAGAGUGGUCAUUCACAUGAGUGCCCAUGAAGCAAGAUGGCAACUGAGCAACUACCAUUGAGAUGAAUGGGAAUGCUAAAAGGGAGUGUUAAUUAUCUCCAGGUAUUAUAGACCUCCUUGAUGCUUUCAGUCAGGAAAUAAAUCAGUUUUUGUUCUGAAACAGUUCAUGGUGCUAUCACAAAAGAUUUAAAUGAAUGUUAAUAAAUUAGCUUUUUAUUAGCAUAUACACUCACUGAUCAAUUUAUUAUGAACACUAUGGUCCUAAUAAAGUUCCCAACAGGGUCUUCUGCUGUUGUAGCCCAUCUGCCUCAAGGUUCGACGUGUUGUGCAUUCUGAGAUGCUAUUCUGCUCACUACAAUUGUACAGAGUGGUUUCUGAGUUACCGUAGUUAGGGUUGCCAGCCAUCCCGUAUUUGAGGGAACAAAGUUGCGUUCCAUAUGAAAUCCAUACGGUACGCUGUCCCGUAUUUUAGUGUCUCCCACCCAAACUGCUGAGAAUGUUUCAUAAAUCAGGAAAAUGGACCUGAAUCACACUCCUUUCAAGUGAGUUGUGUGAGAUAUUGGCUGUUAAGCGUUACAUGGAUGCAACACUUGAAGGGAAAAAAUAACACUUGACAGGCCGGUGAAAAAAUACAUGAAAACCAGCGCACGUCUUCUGUCUUCUGUCGAGGCAGGAGAAUUUUGUAAAAUAUAUAGCAAUAUAGCAUUUGAGUGCAUGAUAAUUGUUUAUCACCAUUGUGAUUUCAAAAAUACCAGUAAUUAGGCUACUUUGCAUAUUUCAGUGCUCGUUCUGGAAGAGAGAUCCAGCUAAAUGACUCAGCUUUAAAGUAUGCUACAA